Molecule: messenger RNA, 1488 nt
Organism: Tinamus guttatus (white-throated tinamou)
Lineage: Eukaryota; Metazoa; Chordata; Aves; Tinamiformes; Tinamidae
Source: RefSeq, a predicted model, not a curated record
AUGUCACAUUAUGAGGGCAAAAAGCACGCUCAGAAGGUUCGACUUUACAUCCAAAUGCACAGCGAGAAAGAAGAGAGGAAGGAGCAUGGAAAACAGAAGAGAGUGGAUUGUGUCAAUUUUCAGGCGGAUGACAGUGGAGCAGUGGACAGAAACAAGUACUGCAAUCUCUGCAACAUGAUUUUUACUUCCCCCAUUGUUGCUUUGUCUCACUACUUGGGAAAGAUCCAUGCUAAAAAGCUGAAGCAAUUAUCAGGAGACCAAGCCCAGAUGUCAGCUCAGCAAACGCAGCCUGUCUCCGCUGUAGAGAAGCCCUCAGCGGAGGAGGCCUCGCCGACUUCGAAAGCUGAAGAGUCGUCUUCAUCCUCCAACAAAAGUUCAGAGUUGAAUGAUCCAGAGAGGUACUGCAAGCUCUGCUGUGCCCCCUUCAAUAACCCACUGGUGGCCCAUCAGCACUAUGUGGGUAAGAAACACAGGAGAAAUGAAGCACGUAAAAAGGUCAUGGAGGAGGUGGAGGACAAAGCGGCCCCUGCAGAAUCCAGCACAAAUGUCUCUCUGACCUACAACUUCUUUUCAGCAGGUGGGAUUGGUCAGUACAUAUGUCCUAUAUGUAACAUCACACUUAGUUCUCUAGAAAUGUACCAGUCCCACAUGCAAGGAAAUAAGCACCAGACUAAAGAAACAACAGCUCUCAAUCUCAUGAAGAACUCGAGGAAAACUUAUGACUCCUUUCAAGAUGAACUAACAGAUUACAUUGAAGUACAGAAAGCUAGAGAUGUGGAGUCAAAAACGCUUUCCAGAAUGACAGAAGGGGAAGUGUUUCAGGAUAAAGAUGUUAAAGGAAGAAGUGACCCUGGUGAGAUUUUACUAUGUGAACAAGCCCAGCAUUCCAGCCUCUGCUCAGAAACACAGUCACCUACAAAUACUGGGGAAAACCCGACAGCUUGUGAGAAUACACCGGAAAACAUGCCUGAUUGUCACUAUAACGUGGAAUAUUGUGUAGACAAAAAGGCCUCUGAGGUGGCCACCAUCAGAGAGGAGGGCUUUGGCCUAUCAGCUGCCAAAUCUAAUGACUGCCACGAACUUCUGUCUGCUGAAACUGCUCUCAGCACCUGCAGAAAAGAACAAAAACCUCUGGAAAAACAUGUUGAGGAGGAGAAAUACGUCAGUGUAGAACUGAAGCAUGAGAAAAAAGGCGCAAAGCAGAAAAGAAAGGAAAAUAGUGAAGAUGAAGAUUCUGGAAAGGAAAGUGAGCAGCCAAAGCGAGUAAAAGUGGAUGUAGACUUGAUAAAUGAGAAGAAAUCGAAAUCUUACAAAGGCAAAAGGCUUGGAGCAAAGCGUGCUGCAAGAGAGAGCAAAAGGCACAAAAAAGAUAAAAAGGAUAAAAAGAAGCCACAGACAGAAGGCAAAACAGAAGAGGAGCUGCUAUGGGAUGAAUCUAUCCUGGGAUACUGAUGCAGCUAUUGUUUAGUUUUAAGAACCUGAUCCUCU